Molecule: messenger RNA, 4057 nt
Organism: Xyrauchen texanus (razorback sucker)
Lineage: Eukaryota; Metazoa; Chordata; Actinopteri; Cypriniformes; Catostomidae
Product: serine/threonine-protein kinase Nek7
Exons: 12
Coding region: 445-1350 (301 amino acids)
Biological process (GO): protein phosphorylation
Molecular function (GO): protein kinase activity; ATP binding
Source: RefSeq, a predicted model, not a curated record
GGACGCGCACGCACGCACGCACGCACACAAUCAAACACACAUACUUGCGAACACACUGUGCGCACACACCUCGUAUGUGUGUGUUGCGGCGUAGCGCAGAAACGCAACAGGAGUUCGACCUUGAGCUGACAGACUGAGAUACCAUCAUCAUCUUCAUUAUCAUCAUUAUCCUCAUCAUCCUCAUCAGAAGCUCUUGCGAAGCUCGGCUGGCACUUCCUGUCGAACAAACACAAAGGAGCCCGCACAUUUUUUCACCAGCAGAUACUCUUCAUCUUCAACCGCUGCUCAGGGCCUUCACCUACAACUCCUCAAACAACAGUGGCGAAGAAUUCCCGUGGAUUAUUCACCGGAGAGACAGUUCAUCUUCAACCGCUGCUCAGGUGUCACUCACACGGCACAAACUCAGCAGGCAACAGGGGUGUAAGGGACUGAGCUGCUGUCACGAUGGACGCCCAAUCACAAGGCCAGCAGCCACCAGUGCCAGUGUUUCAGCCACAGAAAAUCCAACAGGACAUGGGCUAUAAUAAUUUAGCCAAUUUUAACAUUGAAAAGAAGAUUGGAAGGGGACAGUUCAGUGAAGUUUAUCGAGCCACAUACAUGCUAGAUAAUACCCCAGUAGCUCUGAAAAAAGUACAGAUAUUCGACUUGAUGGAUGCCAAAGCUCGGCAAGAUUGCAUCAAAGAAAUAGAUCUCCUGAAGCAAUUGAACCACCCCAAUGUAAUUAAAUACCAUGCGUCAUUCAUUGAAGAGAAUGAGCUAAAUAUAGUACUGGAGCUUGCAGACGCCGGGGAUCUUUCACAAAUGAUAAAGCAUUUCAAGAAACAAAGACGGCUGAUUCCUGAGAAGACAGUAUGGAAGUACUUUGUUCAGCUGUGUAGUGCACUAGAGCAUAUGCACUCCCGUCGUGUCAUGCACAGAGACAUUAAACCCGCUAACGUCUUCAUCACAGCCACUGGAGUGGUGAAACUGGGUGACCUGGGCUUGGGACGCUUCUUCAGUUCAAAAACCACCGCGGCUCAUUCCCUAGUGGGCACCCCAUAUUACAUGUCUCCCGAGAGAAUACACGAAAACGGAUAUAACUUCAAAUCUGACAUCUGGUCGCUAGGCUGCCUGCUCUAUGAGAUGGCCGCCUUGCAGAGUCCGUUCUAUGGGGACAAAAUGAACCUCUACUCUCUGUGUAAAAAGAUUGAGCAGUGUGACUACCCCCCACUUCCGUCUGACCAUUACUCUGAAGAGCUGCGAAAACUGGUAGAUAUGUGCAUCAACCCCGACCCUGAGAAAAGGCCUGACAUCACCUACGUGUACAACGUCGCCAAACACAUGCACACCCUGACGAUGUCAGCAAACUGAGUCUGCCGUCCACUUCCUUUUGCUCCUACUUUUGAAGGCCUUUGUCUGGCCCAUGUUUUUGUGAGCCAUUUCCACAAAUGUCAUUUAAUAUGUUUGUUUUGCUCCAUCAAAUUGCAACUUGGCAAUCAACAUGUGAGAGGCAUUUUUCAGUAUAAAAAGAAUUUGACAUACCGUAAACACAGCGCAAGACAGCAUACAAGGCCUUUAGUUCAUUAAAAGAACUACAGUAUGUCAACUACAGAAAUAAAUCAAAUGCAUGAGGUCACCAAGGCGAGAAAUGUUUUUUUGAAUAUAGCACUCUUAUAAAGAAGGGGGGACUCAGCAGGGUUGUAGACUGGUUUGACUUGAUUUAGCUCUUUUCGAUGUUGGUACAAUGCGAUGAUUGCAGGAAGUAUACCUCUGUUUUUUUCCUGUCACCACAUUAACACAAAAUGCAAAUCAGAUAUGUUUUUUCACAAACCCAUAACACCCCUUCCUAGAACUUUUUCAUAGCAAAACUUCAUGAGAAGACUGAAGAAAAAAAAAAAAAAAAAAAACUCUAUAGAAAGAGAACUAAAAUUACCCUUAAAAAGCAAGUUUCAGCAUUUGAAAUUUCAGAGGUUUGUCAUUCUAUAAAAGAGCAUGAGAUCAUAGCGUUAUUUGUUGCAGUUUCCAUGGGCUAAAUAACUAGUCCAUCUCUAAACCUCAGCAGACUUUAGAGUUCAUUGCAUUCCAAUGUGAUGCCUUAGAAAAUCUGCUUUCACUCAAAGUAUUCAGAAUAUAGAUCGUGCAUCCAAAUGCUCAAGGAGUGUUUUAUUUUUAUUAUUAUAAAUGCUGUUGUUGUUGUUGUUGUUGUUUUUCCUUUCAUUUUCUUACUGUCCCUCCCAUAUCUGAACACAUUUAUUGCAAUGCUUCCUGGGAGUGUCUCUUUAAAAAAUCCUUGAAAUACUCAAGGCAAAAUACAGACCUUCUUUACCCUCGCCAUUGCACUAAUGCAUUAAAAUGCACUAUGCAAAAUGCAUUAAAUGCAUUGUAAAGAAAUGAUAGUAUGGUUGAUCAUGACUAAUAAAGUGAUAUUCAGUGGGUAUCAUAUAAAGCAUUCAGGAUGAAGUCUGAUUUAAAAGUAAAAAUCUUUCCAUUUCAGCACAUCCGCACCUCUGUGGUUGCUACUUGAACUGUAGUAAAUGAUUAAUGCAACGGCCUUGCAUGUAAUGCAGUAACUUAUACAUAUUCGCAUAUCCCUAUGUGCCUUAAGAUUCUUGAGUGCCUUGUUCUGAAUUUGUCUUUGAAGAGCAAAUUUGUAACAGAAAGGUAAAAUAAAUAUUAGUGCUAAAUCAUGCCUUUCUUCCUGUAAACCAGAUAGUUUGAUUUCAUGAAAUAAGUCACAUUUACAUCAAUGAGCAAUGCAAAAAAACUAAAUAGGGUUGGUAUACAUAUUGAUUUAUCAUUAAAAUCCCAAGAUGUACCUUUUAUUUUGAAUUUAAAGUUUACUUCAGUUUUGGUUGUGUUGAUUAUUAUAUGUUUUAAAUAAAUGGCAAUUUGAACUGCAUAGUAUGGGCACUGUUGUAAAUUUGUUUUAAAUAAUUUUAUUUAAGGUUCCCUAAAGAACUCGUUUCAUAUGUAAGCAAAAUGGACAUUAUAACAGAAAAUACCCAAACAGAUCAGAAUGGAAUUAAAUGGCGUGGGAAUCGUAAUCGAUUUUGAGAGCUCGUGCAACAGAAUUGAAUCAAAUCGAUAAAUAUUUAUCGAUAUCAAGCCCUACCCAAUAACAGCAAACCUGUUUGUGAAGUGUUUCAAGUGGCCUGUUUGUUUUAUUAAAAAUGUAAGCGAUUGGCAACAGUUACAUCGUCCGGGUUAGUUUACAUUUAACAUUGCAAUAACUUUAUCAGUAUAUUUAAUAGGUCUAUUCUAAACGAGGUGCGUUUACAAAUGAGUUUGUGUUUUUGCAUUUAAAUGGAUUUUUAGUGAUUUAGUCAUUAAGUUGGUUUGGCCUUGUACAGUUCUGCUAUGCUCAUGUUCAAAAACCUUUUGACCUCUUCCAGACUGUAAUCUGCGUGCUCUUGUACUGCUUUGCAGAGUGUGCCUUGUGAUCAUUUGCAUACUCGGUCUAAUAUAAUUUACACAAGCAUAUGAAGUUAUACUAAAUAGACUGCAGCUAUUGUGCAGAACCCUUUGCAUACAAUAUAAUACCUAAUUUGCUGUGAUAGUACCAAGUAUAAAAUGGUAUUUGUUUUUGUUUUUUUACUUUAGUCGAGAGCAUUUGUAGUGUUUACUUUUUCUUUUUACUGUAUUUCUGCAAUAAUCAGUACAUAACGUUUUUUCUUUUUGUCUUAUUUUAACAUUACAGAUUAAGCCUGUUGUCUCAUAGAUUAUAGUAUGUAUUAAUCUUGAAAACGCAAGUGAGGCUUAAGAAUUGCGAUGAAGAUCGUCCUGCACGUGCCUCCCCAUCUAGAUUUGGAUCCACGUAAAGCCUUAAGUUCGGAAAACACUGAUGAGGAGGCUGAAGCACAUGAAUCAGAUGCUGUCUUUUACCCAAAUUAUUUGGGAGAGGAAGGAAAGGCAACUUUUAUUUAUUUGUCCUUUUUUUAAUUUUUUUUUAUGAUGAUGGUUUAUUUGAACAUUUACAUGUUUAACAUUCAAGAUGCACAUUAAUUCUUUAUAUGCUAAAUGAAAUUAUGAAAUAAAAAUAAUAAAAUGAAAUAAGAUUUAAACAUAUUUUAAUCUGGUG